Molecule: messenger RNA, 318 nt
Organism: Pedinophyceae sp. YPF-701
Lineage: Eukaryota; Viridiplantae; Chlorophyta; Pedinophyceae
Source: the annotation of a GenBank genome assembly
AUGCGCGUGACGGCCCGGAGGGACACCAGGGCGCGGGCGCUCGACGCCAACACGGCGAAUUCGGUCUCGCAGGCGGCCGGGUCGCUGAUCCUGACCGCGGGUCUGCUCUUCGUCGCGAAGGACUACCUGGACAACACGGCGGAGGCGCAGGACCAGGACCAGGACUCCAUCGUGUGUCCUAGGUGCGAGGGGCGGGGCCUGGAGGUGCUGGAGUGGAGCGACGGCGACACGCAGGAGGUCAUUUGCCGCACCUGUGGCGGGACGGGGCGAGCCGUGCGCCGCGAGCUCACCAUCCCGAUGGGCCGCGACGGCCAGUAG